Molecule: messenger RNA, 900 nt
Organism: Candidozyma duobushaemuli
Lineage: Eukaryota; Fungi; Ascomycota; Pichiomycetes; Serinales; Metschnikowiaceae
Product: diphthine methyl ester synthase
Exons: 1
Coding region: 1-900 (299 amino acids)
Biological process (GO): protein histidyl modification to diphthamide
Molecular function (GO): diphthine synthase activity
Source: RefSeq, a predicted model, not a curated record
AUGUUGUACUUGAUCGGCCUAGGCCUCUCCCACGAGACCGACAUCACCGUGCGUGGUCUUGAAACAGUCAAGAAAUGUGAAAGAGUGUAUCUUGAAGCGUACACCUCCAUUCUCAUGGCGGCUGACUUGGAGUCGCUUGAAAAGUUCUACGGUAAGGAAGUCAUUCUUGCCGAUAGAGAAUUGGUGGAGUCUGGCGCUGACCAGAUUCUUAAGGAUGCUGAUAAAGUGGACGUUGCAUUUUUGGUGGUUGGCGAUGUUUUCGGUGCCACUACUCAUACAGACUUGGUCAUCAGAGCCAAUGAGCUCAAUAUCCCAUUUGAAAGCAUCCACAAUGCUUCAGUGAUGAACGCCGUGGGCGCCUGUGGCUUGCAAUUGUACCAGUUUGGCCAGACCGUGUCGUUGGUGUUUUUCACCGAAACCUGGAAACCAGACUCGUUCUACCUGAAGAUCAUGGAGAACAGAAAAAUCGGUCUCCACACCCUCUUGCUUUUGGACAUCAAGGUCAAGGAGCAGAGUAUAGAAAACAUGGCCAGAGGAAGGUUGAUUUACGAGCCUCCUCGUUACAUGGAUAUCCAGACUGCUGCCCAGCAGCUUUUGGAAAUCGAAGAACUCAGAGGUGAGAAGGCCUACACUCCAGAAACGCCGUGUGUGGCUGUUUCCCGUCUUGGGUCGCCCACACAGAAGUUCAAGGCUGCUACAUUGAAGGAAUUGGCUGAGUACGAUGCCGGUGAGCCUUUGCAUUCGUUGGUUAUGUUGGGAAGACAAGUGCACGACUUGGAGUUGGAGUACUUGUACCAGUUUGUCGACGACAAGGAGAAGUUCAAGGCGUUUGUGGAGGCAGACCAGGAGCAUUUCAAGCCUCCUCCAUAUGUUCCUCCUGAGGAGGACCUCAGCGAUUAG